Mixia osmundae IAM 14324 is the source of this 3225-nucleotide messenger RNA. RefSeq lists its product as uncharacterized. The transcript has 7 exons. The record is from RefSeq and is a predicted model, not a curated record. Gene Ontology annotation, cellular component: plasma membrane. Gene Ontology annotation, molecular function: ATP hydrolysis activity; ATP binding; P-type proton-exporting transporter activity. Gene Ontology annotation, biological process: regulation of intracellular pH; proton export across plasma membrane. Lineage: Eukaryota; Fungi; Basidiomycota; Mixiomycetes; Mixiales; Mixiaceae. Bases 1 to 3225 code for a protein of 1074 amino acids.
AUGGCAGACAUCAACGAAAAGACAGACGCCACAGCGCCCGCUGCAGCGCCAGUCGAGACAUCGUCUGCACCUGCGCCCGUGACGAACGCUGCACCCUCACCCGCUGUCCCUAGCGAGAAGGCUCCAAUUGCUGCUGAAAGCGAGAAGCCAGCCGUCGCUGCAGCACCAGCAGAGAAGAAGAAGGGUCGCUAUGACAAGUCAGAGGAGAAAGAGGUCAAGCAGGAGCAUGCCCUCGUUGACAUGUCUACCAUCGAGCUCAAGGCCGAAGAUCUCUAUGACAAGGACAAGGUUGAUCUCGAGCAAAUCGUCCUCGAAGACGUUUGGGCGCUCCUCCAGGCAAAGGAAGAGGGCUUGACUGACGCAGAAGCCGAGCGACGUGUCGGCAUUUUUGGCCCUAACAAGCUCGAGCACAAGGAGCAAUCCGCGCUGCUUCAGUUCCUCUCCUUCAUGUGGAACCCCCUCUCAUGGGUCAUGGAAGGCGCUGCUCUCGUCGCCAUCGUGCUAUCUAACGGUCAAGGCAUGCCUCCCGACUGGGAGGAUUUCAUCGGUAUCGUGCUGCUCCUGUUCAUCAACUCAACCAUCGGCUUCGUCGAAGAGCGUAAUGCCGGUAAUGCUGUCAAGGCGCUCAUGGACUCCCUCGCGCCCAAAGCAAAGGCUAGGCGCGAUGGUGCCUGGAAGGAAAUUGAGUCGUCCGGCCUCGUGCCUGGUGACGUUGUCUCCUUCAAGAUCGGUGACGUCGUGCCGGCGGACUGUCGUCUGUACGAUUCGGUCAAUGUCUCUAUCGAUCAAGCUGCUCUCACCGGUGAAUCACUGCCUCAGUCAAAGAAAGUUGGCGAUCAGUGCUUCUCUGGUUCGAUUUGCAAGCAGGGCGAAGCAGAGGCCGUCGUCAUUGGCACGGGUCCCAACACAUUCUUCGGUCGCGCUGCCACUCUGGUUGGUCAGGAUGAUGACUCUGCAGGUCACUUGCAAAAGAUCCUCGCAAAGAUUGGCACAUUCUGUCUCAUCUCAAUCGGUAUCUUUGUCCUUGCCGAGAUUUUUGUGCUCUACGCUGGUUUCCGCUUCCAAUAUCGUCGUGGACUCAACAACAUCCUCGUUCUUUUGAUCGGCGGCAUCCCAAUCGCGAUGCCGACUGUCUUGUCUGUCACGCUCGCCGUCGGCGCUCAGCAGCUCGCAAAGUACAAGGCUAUCGUUACUCGUAUCACUGCCAUUGAGGAGCUUGCCGGUGUAACAAUCCUGUGCUCUGACAAGACUGGCACACUCACUACCAAUAAGCUCACGAUUGACAAGUCGACCGUCAAGACAUACGCAGAUGCCGACGCCGAGCGAGUCUGCCUUGAAGCGGCCUAUGCAUCGCGAACGGAAAACCAGGACGCAAUUGACUCUUGCAUCACCGGCUCGAUCGGAGAUGUCUCGCUCGCUCGCAAGGGCAUCAAGGUACUCGACUUCAAGCCUUUCAAUCCGGUCGAUAAGCGCACAGAGGUCACUUAUCUCGAAGAAGACACCGGCGUGAUGAAGCGCGUCACGAAGGGCAUGACUGGCAUUAUCAUCGAACUUUGCACUCGUGGCAAAACUGAAGCUGUCGAAAAUCAACUCGAGGCUGACGUCGAGGAAUUCGCUCGUCGUGGUCUUCGUGCUCUCGCGGUCGCAAACGAGACCGUCACAUCCAACGACAAAGAAGGCUCUGGUGAUGGCUUCCAGCUCCUCGGUCUGCUCGCCAUCUAUGAUCCUCCUCGCGAAGAUACCAAGCAAACGAUUGACGAUGCUCUCUCGCUCGGCGUCAAGGUCAAGAUGGCAACAGGUGAUCAGCUCGCUAUCGCAAAGGAAACUGGCCGCCGUCUCGGUCUCGGUGAUCACAUGUACCCUGCCAAGGUUCUCAAGGAUGGCCCCGCACCCGGCGGCAAGCACAUGAGCGUCGACGAGAUGAUCCUCGACGCAGAUGGUUUCGCAGGCGUCUUUCCGGAGCACAAGUAUGAAAUCGUUAAACGUCUUCAAGGUCUCGGUCACUUGGUCGCAAUGACAGGCGAUGGCGCAAACGAUGCUCCCGCACUCUCUCGUGCAAAUGUCGGUAUCGCAGUCGAAGGUGCAACGGAUGCCGCGCGUGGCGCAGCCGAUAUCGUUUUGACGGAGCCCGGCCUUUCAACUAUCGUUCAUGCCAUCCGUCAAUCCCGUGUCAUCUUCCAGCGUAUGCGCAACUACUCCAUCUACGCUUGCGCAGUCACGAUCCGUAUCGUCCUGUGCUUUGCCAUCAUGGCCUUUGCCUUCAAAUUUGACUUCCCUCCUUUCAUGGUGCUGGUCAUCGCUCUCCUCAACGACGGCACAAUCAUGACACUCUCUUUGGAUCGUGUGCUGCCAUCCAUGACGCCUGACUCGUGGGAUCUUGGCGAGAUCUUCACGUAUGCCAUUGCUUAUGGCAUCUAUCUCUCGCUCUGCACGAUCGCGCUCUUCCUUGUCAUCGUUCGCACAACUUUCUUCGAAGACAAAUUCGGUGUUACGCCCUACAAGGAUCACAACGCGUAUGGUCUGCACAUGAUCAUCUACCUCGAGGUCGCACAAAUUUCGCAAGCGCUCAUCUUCGUCACGCGAUCGCAUUCUUGGUUCUUCAUGGAGCGACCCAGCGUGGCUCUCUUCGGCGCCUUCUGCCUCGCCCAACUCAUCUCCUCCAUCAUUGCGGCUUAUGGUGACUGGGGAUUCUCCCAAGUAUCAGGCAUCAGCGGAGGCUGGAUAGGAAUAGUAUGGAUCUGGAAUAUCGUCUGGUUCCCUGUGUUGGACGGCAUCAAAUUCGGCACACGAGCUCUGAUCAAUGCCUACAAUGCCCGUCGCGCGAAGCGGCCUCAAUCGAUCAAGCAUCAAGAAGACGAGAAUGGCGUACCACUCACGCGCACCACGUCUCGCGCAGCUUCGAUGUAUAGCAACCGAACCACCUUCCUCUCUCGAUCUCUCGGGGUAUGUCUUGUCGCGUCGGCCUGGGCAACAAGCGAGUGCACAUCUCGAACAACGAGCUCCAGCGCUUCAGCUCACAUCAAGCUGCAAGCUCUGGCGCAAAGCUGUCGGGCCAGUAAAAGCGAGGUCUCGGAAAGCCAAUCUUUCGAUCCUUUCGGCAAAGCUUCGUUCACCCUAAUCAGAAGCGAAUGCGUAGACGCUGUGUAUUCUCAUCCUAGCAUUGCAAGCUUUCGCAAGAGCUCCUCAGACGUGCUUCACAAUGACUCGAAUGAUCUGAUGGUCUAG